CUAGACACUCAUAUAUGGGGCGCGCGUAGAGCCCGCAGCAACAGCCCCAGUCUCUCGCAGACAGCGGGAAGCGCCGCGCCCUCGCCACCCAUUGGCCCCACGGCACGUUGGGGGCGGGGCUUCUCCCCGGGCCCCGCACAUUCCGGCGCGGGCCGUGCUCCCGAAGCAGACGAGUCUUGGUGCUGCCAUGGCGGGGAUCGUUCUACGCUUGCUCUUCCUGCUCUGCGCCGCCGCGGGACCCGCGCUGGGCUGGGACCGACCGGGGAAAGUUCUGCUGGCGGAUGUUCAGGCGCUCACUCUCUACAGAGGGCAAUACACAACAUCCAGGCGGACAGCUGCGGUCCCUCAACUGCAGUGCACAGGAGGCUCUGCGGGGUGUUCCCGUGUUCCUGAGGUGGUUCAGUGUUACAGCAAAGGAUGGGAUGGCUAUGAUGUACAGUGGCAGUGCAGAGCAGACUUGGAAAAUGCCUUCCGUUUUGGACAGAUGGAAGUGAGCUGUGAAGGCUACGAUUACCCAGAUGAUCCUUACGUAUUAAGAGGCUCCUGUAGUUUGCUGUUCAGUCUAGAGCUGACUGAAGAAGGUGAAAGGAAAGUGAAGAACUCUGGAAUUGGCUCUAGCUAUUACCAGUUAAGGAAAGAUGAUUCUGAUUCUGGUUCUGGAGCAAUUGUUGUAAUUGUUCUUCUCGUUCUUGCUUUUGGAGUAUACAAGUUAUUGCUCAGCAACCAACAGUCUCAGCAGAAUUCUGGGCACAGUGAUGGCUUCUCUCAGCCCUUCUGGCAGAGUCAGCAGACACCAUCUCCUCCUGGUUUUAAGUCCACCUUCACAGAUGACAGCAGCUUUGGAACUCAUUCCCAUCAUGGAACCAGUUCAAGAACAGGAUUUUGGACUGGAUUAGGAGCAGGAGGCUUGCUAGGCUACUUGGCAGGCAGUCACAGAGCACAGCCACGUUCCCCAUAUCACAGUAUGUGGACAGAUCCCACAGCUGUACCUCCUAUGCAUGGGCACUCAAGGAAUUCCACUGCAGGAAGCAGUUCAGGAACAAGAACUGCCUCUGGCUUUGGGUGCACAAAGCGAAGAUGAAAUCCUUGACAUUAUUACAUCAGAGUUGUUGAACUAAAUCUUGUGUACUUGUACGUCUUUUAGUAGUAGUAUACUUCAGAAGUGGAUGUGAGGUAAGAAGGACUAGGCAAAGAAUUCCUCACUUUCUCUGUGGACUCUCCCUGCUAUUUAGGGUAUCACGGUGCUGUAACGUCCACUAUUUCAAAUCAGCUGCAUCUCCUACAGAAAAAGCUCAUCUAAGUUAAGAAGAAUAAUGUGACAGUGACCGUGUAUCUGUACUUGAGGCAUUAAAGCAAUGAUAGCCUUACCAGA
This is a messenger RNA of Catharus ustulatus (Swainson's thrush), 1372 nucleotides long. RefSeq names its product store-operated calcium entry-associated regulatory factor-like. Gene Ontology annotation, cellular component: endoplasmic reticulum membrane. The record is from RefSeq and is a predicted model, not a curated record. Lineage: Eukaryota; Metazoa; Chordata; Aves; Passeriformes; Turdidae. Gene Ontology annotation, biological process: regulation of store-operated calcium entry.